This is a messenger RNA of Oncorhynchus mykiss (rainbow trout), 6595 nucleotides long. Its product is annotated as nucleus accumbens-associated protein 1. Gene Ontology annotation, molecular function: RNA polymerase II cis-regulatory region sequence-specific DNA binding; protein binding; DNA-binding transcription factor activity, RNA polymerase II-specific. Gene Ontology annotation, biological process: regulation of transcription by RNA polymerase II. Lineage: Eukaryota; Metazoa; Chordata; Actinopteri; Salmoniformes; Salmonidae. The record is from RefSeq and is a predicted model, not a curated record.
GGUGUCCCUAGUUGGCACCGCGGUUUGGGGCAGAUAUCAGAUGGGUUCGGAAUGUUUCGUGGGGGUAAACUAUUGUUUUGGGAAAGGUGUGCGAUGGGGGAUGGGUUGGUAAGAGGAUGGCACCAUCACAAACUUUAAACACCUCACCGGUUUGCGACUUCCGAGCCCCACAUGCCUUUGUGGCUACUUUCUCCUCGGCAUAUGAUCGAAAACUUUUUACAGUGCACGAUCAAAUAUUUUUAUGUACCGUCAAUUGUAAGAAUUUACGUGAGCUAAACGAUUAAAAUAAUUGUAAGUUUCAGAGACAAAUAUUUUGGCCAUCUAUCACAUUGGUGAGAAGUGGUUAAAUAGAUGUCUUGUCUACCGACUUGAAACACCCCUGUUCUGUGCCGCCCUGGUUCCGUCUGGCUCGCCCUCAGCUGCUGCGUGUCCUGAGAUGACCUGUUGAUGUCGGUAAAAUGGAGUAUAGCAGUGGGAGUCAUUUCCCCAUCCCCAAAAUAUUUAAAUAAAUACGAUUUGGAAUCGAUAGCUGACACCGUGGGACAACUGUCAACCUCAUCGAUACAGUUUGUGACAAUCUGUUGUUUUUAAUUCGUGGGUAAUCGCGGAAGCAGCGGAUACUGUGCGGUUGUCUGAGUGCAUGAGGUGGAUGGUGCGCUGGGGCGAGCCCAAAAUAUUUUAGCAGUGCUAUGUUAGCUUGCUAGUUUAGCUAGCUUAGCUAGUCCUGACAGGCACCCGAUUCACAGGCCUGCGGAUGGGAUGCGUAUAUUGCAAUGAAAGACGGGACUAAAAGCGAAAGAUGUGGACCUUUUCAAACUGAUUAAAGUUCGUUAUUAUAUCCGUAUACUUUUUUGACAGCUGGCAAACGCCGUGGCGCUCCUGGGUCGCGUGUUGCUGCAGUCACUGCCAUUCUCUGUCGCCCCCCGGCCCGUGCCAGUGGAGCACUCCGAGCGGGCAGACUGGCACACGGCGCGGCGGUCACCUCCGUACACAGACAGCUAUCGCCGCGGUUUGAUCUUGUAUCCUGGUCAAAACGCAACUCGCUGGAGAUACAAUUUAUAGCUAGUAACAGCUAGCUAUCACUUAAGAGACCCUGUGGUGGUGUGCGUAGCGCACCAUGGCCCAGACCCUUCAGAUGGCGAUUCCUAACUUUGGCAACAACGUCCUGGAGUGUCUGAACGAGCAGCGUCUCCAGGGGCUCUACUGCGACGUCUCCGUGGUCGUCAAGGGACACGCCUUCAAGGCUCACCGUGCCGUGCUUGCGGCCAGCAGCUCUUAUUUCCGGGACCUCUUUAGCACUGGGGGAGGCAGCGGCUCCAAGACCCCCACAGUGGUGGAACUCCCCCCGGCCGUCCAGCCCCAGAGCUUCCAGCAGAUCCUGGCCUUUUGCUACACAGGCCGCCUCAGCAUGACAGUGGGAGACCAGUUCCUCCUCAUGUACACCGCAGGCUUCCUGCAGAUCCAGCAGAUCAUGGAGAAGGGCACAGAGUUCUUCCUCAAGGUUUCCUCGCCCAGCUGUGACUCCCAGGGCCUGCAAGCCGAGGAGGCUCCGCCCUCCGAACCCCAGAGCCCCGUCACUCAAACUGUUGCCGCGGGGACUGGCAGUCGCCCCGCCUCCUGCCUUACCCCCCUCCCCCUCGUAAUGCGGGUGAAGACAGAGCAGCAGGGUAACCAAUCAGAAGCCUCGCCCUACUCGGUGGUGUGCACCCCUGUGGCCAAGCGCUUGUGGGAGGGCGGCAGCAGCCGAGACGGGGGUGGAGGGGGCUCAGGUGGAGGCGGGUCCAGGAAGGCCGCCCGCUUUUCCCAGGAGUCCGUGCGAGGGAGUGCCAUCCAGAGCUCGGGGGCUCUGGCACUGGCCAUGGGGAUGGGGGCCAGCGGGGCGGGGAUAGGAUCAGGGGUUGGGGGUCACGGCAGCGGGUCCAACGGGAGUGUGGUCUCCAUGGGCAACGUGGCAUCGGAGGGCGCCAGCCCGGGCACGAUGAGCGCCUACACCAGUGACUCGCCUAUCAGUUACCAUGACGAGGAGGAAGAGGAGGAGGUGACGGAGGAGCAGACGGAGGAGCAGUACAGGCAGAUCUGUAACAUGUACACCAUGUACAGCAUGCUCAACGUGGGCGCCGCAGCUGGUGAGCGUGUGGAGGCCCUGCCGGACCACUCAGAGACCCGGGGUCGUAUGCGGGGUCGCCAGGACCUGUCGUCUCUCCCCGCUGAGCUCAUCACACAGAUAGGCAACCGCUGCCACCCCAAACUAUACGAGGAGGGGGACCCCGCAGAGAAACUAGAGCUUGUCUCAGGUACGUGUGUGUUCAUAUCUCGAGCCCAGCUGAUGAACUGUCAUGUGAGUGCAGGGACCAGGCACAAGGUGUUGCUCAGGAGGCUGCUGGCUGCCUUCUUCGACAGGAAUACUCUGGCUAACAGCUGUGGAACAGGAAUCCGCUCCUCCACUAACGACCCCAGCCGCAAGCCCCUGGACAACAGAGUGUUGCACGCAGUCAAAUUCUACAGCCAGAACUUCGCAACGAGCUUCAAGGAGAGCGAGAUGAACGCCAUCGCGGCGGACAUGUGCACCAACGCCCGCCGCGUCGUCCGCAAGAGCUGGAUCCCCAAGCUGAAGCUGCUCAUGGCCGAGGGCGACGCGUACUCCGCCUUCCUCCCCGACGCCAAGAUGGAGGCCGACGCCCUAGGGGCGGAGCCAACCUUUGAACCCAACUCCCUGGAGGGCGCCGAGACGGGCGGCUCGUCCGGCGAGUCGCUGCAGGGGGUGGGCAGCGACGGAGGCACUUUGUUUUAGAUGGGGAGGUGGAGUACAGAAGUGUUUAGAAGACGAUGAUGAUGAUGAAUACCUAUAUUUCCCUGUACUCCUUUCUUCUCCUCUGGUGGUGUGGCCCAUCCCCCUGACCCUUUGGCCUUUUGAUCCUCCACCUCCGACAUGUGACUCUGAAACGUUGCUAGGGGAAACAGGGGUUGUUACCUGGAUGUUAACCAGGAAGUUAUGCUUUAAUUUUGAAAGCGAGAGUCCAAGCAAUCGUAACUUCCAAUAUGGUUUCUGCUGUAUAUUAGUAUGGGGGUAGAGAAAGGGUGAUGGGUUUGUGGGGAUGCAGUAUUUUUUUGUUUUAAUUUUUUUGUUUUAUUAACCAAAUUCCUGCCUCCAUAUCAAAACACAUUCCCCUGGUUUUGAAUGUAGAUGUCAGCAGCAUUGCACAAUGUCAGUCUGAAGGAUUGUAUCCCAACCUCUUGAGGAAAAACAAACCGACAGAAAGAUAACUACUCUAUGGAUAUGAGAGAGACUGUAGUUUCUCUCUAGAAUGAGAGAAAGAGAAAAGGGGAGAGAGAGGGAGCGAUAGAAAGACCCCUAACCCACCAACCCCACACCCUUCUGUGACCAGAACAAAAUGAUUAUGCCCUCAGUUUUAAUGUACUGUCUCUCUUCUUGUAGCUUUUCUGAUCACAGCUCGUUUCUCUGUUUGUAACAUACGAUGGAUCCAGAGAUGAGGACUACAGGUUGUACCAUAAUUGUAAAGAAAUCCAAGGGGAACAGAAAAAGACGGUCAUAUUUUUUUUGAAUAUGUAUUUAUACAACCGUGGGUGUGUACAGAGAGAAAGAGAGGGAUUGGUUUUAAAUCUCUGUUGUUUUAUUGUAUUUUGAACAGCUGUUUUUGCAAAGAAAGUCCUGCGCCGAAAAAUAAGAUUUAAAAGCAAAUAAAUAAAAGUGCUAUUUUUGCAUAAAAAUAUGGUAUUGAUCAAGUGGCCAGAAAAGUCUUAACGUAGGGCCUUUUGAGUUUUUUGUUUUGACAAACUAUUGAACUGAAAAAUAUCUGUUUUUAAGACAGAACUGGGCACUUUCUACCUGCGGCAAUCCAAUAUAGCUUAUUAUCUUAUUCUUGUCCUUUUUCUCUAUGGAAAUUGUCAAGGAAGCCUACCUAUGUGGCUGUUCACAACAAUGACUGACUUUGUUAUGCUUGCUAGCGAGCUAGCGACGUUACUAUGCUAGCUAAACUGCUUACUCGGAAAUCACGGCUAAAUGUAGAAAUGCACAGCUUGAAUCAACUGGUCGACUGCUGCAACUAUCGUGCUAGCUAGCUAACCCCUCUGUUGGUUAGUGACAUGCUCUGAAGCAGACUUCUGACAUCAUUACACAUCAUGAGGUGGUGAUUCAAUGACCGCAAAACAUUUUGGAAUAAUGGAAUGUGCCUUUUUUAAUCGACAUGGAUAUGCAGGGGUGGGUCCUGCUUAUGUUGAUGUUGGGAAGGAGGGAGUAGAAUGGGGUUUAAAAGGCGGCAGGUCGUUCAGCUUGAGACAGAGUUGUAACACACACACACACACACACACGUGUUCCAAAGAGAGAUGGGGUGAGGUCAGGGGGUUUGGCAUUCCGGUGGAGUAUGUUGGUGUGUUUUAAACAGUCUCAUAUAUGUGCGAGAGCAAGCAUUUGUGUUCAUUCCUUGAAUGUGACUGAAAAGUAUAUUUGUUCCUGUGCGAUUGAUGUGUGUGAGUGCGCUUUACGUGGAUGUGCGUGUGAGUGAGUGUGCUUUUACGUGUGUGUGUCCUCCACCUUGUAGUCUUUUGGAUUGGUUUAAGACUCCCUCUGCUGGGACACUUGUCUUUGUGAACGAUGACCUACACCAUCUUCCAUACACCUUUGCAAUCCAAAAGAUGUGAGACACCUUCAGAUAGAAAAGUGAUGUAUAGAGCGGACACAAUUCACUUUUCUCCAUACGGCAGAGAAGCAGGUCCACUCUAUGCAUGACAUUUCUGUCCUGAUUGCUGUUGUUUAACUCUCUCUCACGCUUGGUAAAUCCAAAAUGGACGAAGGUGGAUAUGUUAAAGGGGAGGUGAAGCACCUUUUUAAAUGGGAUGAACCCAUGUUUCCUGCACCUUUGAUAAAGGGUUUUGAUGUGUUGUGUGGAGAAUCAACCCAAGGGUCAUGCAAAGGCAUGGCCUUGUUCAAAUACUUUUAAGUGGCAUCCUUCCUCCCUUUCCUUGAUGUAAGCACUUCAGGGAAGGGACUUAAGGGUGCAUUUAGAGAGUAUAGGAACAUAGCCUGCGUCUCAGAUCUGUGGAUGUGGGAUGCACUGGGAUGACUCCUGUUGUAAAUAUUGGGACCGUUGAGCUGACUUUCUUUCUACGCUCGUCUAACGAUUUCCUAUGUAGGGUGAUUGUGUAACAGUGUGGAAGCGAUGAAAGAGGACUGUUUUUUUUAAUAUAUUUUUUAUUUUUUACUUGGUCUCGCGUGUUGUCGAGAUGUCAUGGAGACUGGUGUGUGUGUGUGAGCUCCCAGCAUGCAUUUGGCCUACAGGUCAGAGGAGGAGGAUGAUGGUUGCUUUGGUCUUAAAGUACUGGCCUAAUGUGCUACUGAGUUGGUGUGACUGAAGGGAGGGAGAUAGGUGUCAUGGCUGUAGACUGUCUCUCCAUCAGAAUGUUCAUUUUUACUAUGUUUUUUCUUCUUUGUUUUCUUGUAUUGCUAAUGUUUUCUUUUUUCUUUAAAGAAACGUGUACUGUAAAGACCUUAAAGAAAUGCUACUAAUUGAAGGUGGUGAAUGAUUUACCAACUUCUUGCUGAAGAAAACAUUGAAAAGGAAAGAAAGAUAACUGUACGAUAGUUAGACAGAGCACCGAUAGCUAGACAGAGAACUGUAUAUUUUUUUCAUUGUUUGUGAUGAGGGUUCCAUGAGAGGUUCUUCCAGGAGGGGUGAUGGGAAGACUAGGGCACUGUACUGUCUCUUGUCUAUUGGGGGGAAUGAUUUUUGGGGAGGUGGGUGGGUAGUAGUGGGUGUGUGGCGCUAUAGAGGUCUGAAUUACAAACUUUGCACCUGUUAUUGAACCUAUACACCAGGGUCUGAUUUCACCCUGCUGAACAGAUCCCAUGAUAUUAUGGACAAGGUCAGAUCCAGUCUUGUUCACCAUCCUGCUGUUCACAUGUGGUACUGGAGCCACCACCAGAUGACAGUAUUUCCCCCACAGACCAUAGUCAAUGACUGAGUUGGUUACUAAGUGAUCAAAGUUCAGUUUUGCGUGUUUUGGAGGGGGUUACUUCUCUCAGCUCUGACGCACAAGACUAAAGGAACAGAAAGGAAUGUUUGUUUGUGUGAGACAGAACAGUUCAAGCUGAUCCAUCCUCCAUCCCUACAGGUAGAUGUCCCUCUUCCCCCAACACACACAUCUCAAGAGGAUGGACAAACAAAGGCAGUGUCCAGUGUGGUGUAUAUAGGCUUGGAGAAGGACCUUUUUCACAUAUACAUAUAUAAAUAUGAAUAUAUGUAUAGAUAUAUACUGUAUAUUAUACAUAGAGGCACUAAAGUUGAAUUGUUAGUCGUGCACUCUCAGCAUGAGGUAUAUACCCACACACCGCUUAUUGAAACCAGUGCAGUAGUGUCCCCAAUGUCUCUGCCCCUGCUCCUUGCCCUCCGUGACCCUGUAGCGCCAGUGCUCAUUCUGUUCUCAUUGUUUUCCAAGUGCCAAUAACUUUGUGAAACCCCUUAACUGUGACCCAAUAUUAUUCAAGGUAAAUGCACAUUAACUACUGUAAAGAAAAAUCAUGAAGAUAAAUGUCAACAUGGAUUAAAAAAAACUAUCUUAAUAAAAGGUUUGUAACAAA